CGGAAGGACCGCAAGCUCGUGACCGGAUGGCAAUAGAACGCCUGAAUUUUGGGCGCACACGGCAGCAGAAUGUCAAAAUGUUUACUACACGGCACGGCGGCUGGACACGGAGCAUACUUGGGCCGCGGGAAUCGGAGGUCGUGGGGGUGGAGGAGCGGUUAGCCGCCCGCGUUCGUGCGCCCGCGCUCCACCGCUGCCUGCGCCGCUUCGGGAAUCAAACCCGCCCGUCGGAUCUCCAGCGGACGCUCCCCGUCGCGCCACGUGCGCCACUCGCUCCCCUGGUGGGUCCAUAAGGAGCAAGACGAUCGACGACGACGCAGCGCGUCUCCGGAGCAGUUCCCUGAGGAGCGAGCGAGACAGAGAGAGAUCGCGCUCCUGCGGCGAGGCAAUGGCUCGAGCGCCCGGCGGUGGCCGCCGGCGGGGCGGCGGCGGCAGGAGGAGGGACGCGGCGGGUGGCGCGGAGGCGGUGCGGAAGGGGCCCUGGAUGGCAGAGGAGGACGCGGUGCUGCUGGAGCACGUCCGCGCGCACGGGCCCCGCGACUGGAGCUCCAUUCGAUCCAAAGGCCUCCUGCCGCGCACCGGCAAGUCCUGCCGCCUCCGCUGGGUUAACAAGCUCCGGCCAAACCUCAAGACUGGCUGCAAGUUCUCUGCCGAGGAGGAGCGCGUGGUGCUGGAGCUGCAGGCGCAGUUCGGGAACAAGUGGGCGAGGAUCGCCACCUACUUGCCGGGGAGGACGGACAACGACGUGAAGAACUUCUGGAGCACCCGCCAGAAGCGGCUCGCCAGGCUCCUGCGGGCACCGCUCCCCGCGCGGUCCAGCAAGAACAGCAGCGGCAAGGCGCCUGCGGCCUCGUCUCUGGAGUCGCGACCCGCCACCGUGGGUCCCUGCCUGGAUCGAGUUCCAUUCGGGACAAACUCCAGCGUCCACCCAUGCAGCGCAGCAACACCAUUCAUGAACACCCAGAAUGCUGCACGGGUCCCGUACGAUCAGUCGGCCUCCGGACUUCUCAGCUUCAACGGAGCGCUGCCGCCGUUCGCACCGGCCACCGACAGCCACGCGUGCUCGUCGUCAAACGCAGCCCCGUUUCUUCAAAAGUCGCCGUUCGAUGAGCCUCCGUACCCUCUGCUCGACUACCCAGGGAUGCCGGAGUGUUGGAGCAUGGCUCCCGGCGGGUUCGUCAACGCCGGCGCUAUGGACGAUCUCGCCUACCAGGAGCUGCUUCCGAUGAUGGCGCAAUCCGCUCCGAUGAUGUUCCCGUUCUUCGGCAUGGAGUGCGCGCAGGGUGGCGUCAAGCCCGAGCCCCCGGACGCGCCCGACUUCUUCGACGACCUCCCGGCGGACAUGUUCGACUCGCUUGAUCAGGUGCCCCCGCCGUUGUCACCGCCUGCGACGAGCUCUGGAUUUUGAGGUUGUCCUUUCCGAUGGACGAAAUCUGCCAUUCAUCUUCUUGUCUGGCAAUGCAUUUGGACUGCCUGUUCUGACCAGUACUGGCGGUUGCUGAAAGUUUUAGCCUUUGCAGCCGGCUUACUUAACCUCGCAAUGAUUCAGAUUCGAGCUUUGUGCUGGACAUGGAAAGUGGAAUACUUCUAACCUUAGAUGCAGAAUGUAAAAUGCAAGUGUUGAUCAAGUGGUUGUGGUUGUAAUGUCUGUAUAGCUUAGCAUGCUGUAGGAUCGGUAUCAGUCUAGUACAAGAGAUGUAAGAAGUUUAGCAUGUGCUCAUGUUUGUUAACAAGAUGUCCUUUUGCUA
Panicum hallii is the source of this 1748-nucleotide messenger RNA. Its product is annotated as probable transcription factor MYB58. The coding region runs from base 389 to 1408 and encodes 339 amino acids. The record is from RefSeq and is a predicted model, not a curated record. The transcript is spliced from 3 exons. Lineage: Eukaryota; Viridiplantae; Streptophyta; Magnoliopsida; Poales; Poaceae.